Dendronephthya gigantea is the source of this 1602-nucleotide messenger RNA. RefSeq names its product protein phosphatase methylesterase 1-like. Gene Ontology annotation, biological process: protein demethylation. The transcript is spliced from 16 exons. The record is from RefSeq and is a predicted model, not a curated record. NCBI's taxonomy places the organism in Eukaryota, Metazoa, Cnidaria, Anthozoa, Malacalcyonacea, Nephtheidae. The coding region runs from base 70 to 1185 and encodes 371 amino acids. Gene Ontology annotation, molecular function: protein methylesterase activity.
AACAUGGCCGCCUAGAGGAGUGACAGAAGUGUUUUAUUAUAUCUUGCUCUAUCUUUAGGAAAAAUUGAUAUGCAGCGAGAAUUGCUAAAAAGCAAGUUACCACCAGGAUUGCCUACACCCAAUGACAGAACUGGAUUGGCUCUGAAGCGACGACGAGAUUAUUCACAAGUUAGCUGGGAAAACUAUUUUGAUUCUUGUCAAGAUGUGAAUGUUGGUGAAAACAGUAUAUUUAGAAUUUAUAAGUCUGGUUCCAGUGGCCCUGUUCUUCUAUUACUGCAUGGUGGUGGAUUUUCUGCAUUGUCAUGGUCACUUUUCACUGCAAAGGUCACAUUAUUGUCAAACUGUCAGGUUGUUGCUGUGGAUUGCAGGGGUCAUGGAGACACGAGAACACUUAAUGAUUUGGACUUGUCAAUUGAAACGUUGACAGAUGACGUUCGUUGCUUGGUUGAAACAUUAUAUCCUGAGGAUUCUCCUGAAAUUAUUUUGAUUGGCCACAGCAUGGGCGGUGCGGUUGCAGUUCAUACGGCAGCUAAAUGUCUAAUUCCUUCUCUCAUUGGGCUUGUUGUUAUCGACGUUGUGGAAGGAACAGCUUUGGAGGGUUUGUCAGUUAUGCAAAGCUUCCUUAAAGGCCGACCCAAAAGUUUUAAUUCCAUAGAAAAAGCUAUUGAAUGGAGUGUUCGCAGUGGUCAAAUACGUAAUCUUGAAUCUGCCAGAGUUUCAAUGCCUGGACAACUGAUGAAAUGUACAAUUGAGUCUGGCGGACAAUCAGAAUCUAGCUCAAAAAUAGGUUCGUCGGGUUUAUAUGUCAUAUCAGAAGCUUCAGAAAAGUCGUCAGAUAAAUCCGAUGACAAUGAGGCUAGUGAGGAACGAUAUGAAUAUCAGUGGAAGAUAAAUCUGUCUGAAACAGAUAAAUAUUGGGAAGGCUGGUUUAAAGAUAUGUCAAGGUUAUUUCUUUCGUGUCCUGUACCAAAGCUUCUUCUUGUGGCAGGUCGAGAUCGUUUAGAUAAAGAAUUGACUGUUGCCCACAUACAAGGAAAGUUUCAGCUUCAUUUAUUACCAAAGUGUGGUCAUGCGGUACAUGAAGAUGACCCUGAGAAGGUUGCAGAAAUGUUGACGAUGUUUAUGGCUAGACACAAGUUUGCUGAACUCAAGCAAUCCUGCCAAAGCUACAUGCCUUGUUGUUAAGAUACAUUGGACACCCUGUGGAGAUACAAAAGACUAUAGAGUACUUAAGUGUACUUGUGAGGAUGACCAUUGAUAUUCGCAUGCAGUGAAAUGAAUUGUUGGGAGUCUCUUGCUAUCUUUGCAUGUUGCAUGUUUUCUUAUCUUUAUAUAACAUCUCGCUCAAAAGGUGGUCUUCAAGCCUGUCAUAGAAAAAAGGUUUGAAAGUGCAAAUGAAUGGGUGUAUAUUAAACAAUUACGCAGAAAAAUUGCGUUCCUGCAGGUCAAUAAAAUGGUCCCUUUUAAUUAAUCCCAUGAUUUGUGGAAGAUAAUCAAAGUGACGUUUCUCGCCGAGUGGAUACGCUAUCGUGCGAGGGUUGAGAUCUCCAACUCCAAUUAAUAUGAACACGAGUUUCAGAAUCAGGUGUAAAAGAUCGGUAU